CCGCCCCUCGCCCAUGUGACAGCUACAUCAUUGAGUGUAGUCUGUAUUUGUGACAGACUUCAUCUCCUGCAGCAGUGAACGACCACUAACCUGAAGACAUGCGGGUGGCAGUGAUUGGAGCUGGAGUCAUCGGCCUGUCCACCGCUCAGAGCAUAUAUGAGCAGUAUCACUCCGUCGUCAGCCCACUGACUAUUGAGGUGUACGCAGACUGUUUCACUCCACUGACCACCAGUGAUGGAGCUGCUGGCUUCUGGCAGCCGUACCUUUAUGACAAGGGCAACAUCCAGGAGACAAAAUGGAAUAAAGAGACGUUUGACUACUUGCUGAGCUGCCUCAGUUCACCAGAGUCCAUAAAGAUGGGAGUAUUCCUCCAGUCUGGUUACAACCUCUGCACUGAACCAGCACCGGAUCCAUCAUUUAAAGAUAUUGUCCUGGGCUUCAGGCAGCUCACAGAGCGAGAGCUGCAGAUGUUUCCUGGAUACAAUUAUGGAUGGUUCAACACUGCACUCAUGGUGGAAGGUAAAACAUACUUACCUUGGCUGAUGGAUUGGUUGCAAAAAAGGGGUGUGAAAUUUUAUCACAGGAAAAUUCACUCCUUCAAGGAGUUGGCAGAAAGUGGGGCAGACGUGAUAAUAAACUGUACUGGGAUAAGAUCAGGAGAGCUCCAGCCAGACCCGGAGCUCAAACCGGGCCGGGGCCAGAUAGUGAAGGUGGAUGCUCCAUGGUUGAAGCACUGGAUUCUUACCCACGAUUUUAAGACAGGAGUCUACAAUUCACCAUACAUCAUUCCAGGGAGUCGUCUUGUGACAGUCGGUGGGGUGUUCCAGAUAGGAAACUGGAGUGAACAGAACAAUUCCACUGAUCAUAAAAAAAUCUGGGAAAACGCUUGCCAGCUCGAGCCUAGUCUCAAGCAUGCCAGGAUAGUAGAGGACUGGGCCGGCCUCAGGCCUGUUCGCAGCAAAGUCAGACUGGAGAGGGAGACCAUACCGUCCGGAGCAACUGCAAUAGAGGUGAUACACAACUAUGGUCACGGAGGUUUCGGACUCACCAUUCACCGAGGCUGCGCCCAGGAAGCGGCAAGGCUCUUCGGUCAGAUCAUGGAAGAAAAAGGGAAAGGGCCAAAAGCUCGCUUGUAGACUUGUGUUUAGCAGUAGAGGCUCAUUUUUUAAAUUUUAAUCAAAGUGCCUUGUAUCCAAAACACAUGUGUUGUGUCUGUAAUUAACACUUAAAGCAAACUGAUAUUCAGUAUCAUGUAUCUUUGGAGUAAUUACAUCACUUCAACAGUGUAAUGUAUAUGUAACAUGAAAGAGGAGACACAUGUUCUUGUCCAUUCACAUGUGAUGAAAUACGCUUAAAAUCUGUACAAGGUAAUUUUAAAAAGAAAUAAAACAUAUAGAGUGUAUAUAUCUUUGAAAAUGUUCACAGUAAAUGUAAAAAAACAGAGAAACUUACUGAUAAUGAUUAUACCUGAUAAAUAAUAAAUAAUAACAUGAAUCCGCUGCUCUUUUUGAAGAUCAUUUACUACAGUAUCAUACACAUUUACAUUCAGUGCAUUGACAAGAAUCU
Thunnus maccoyii (southern bluefin tuna) is the source of this 1566-nucleotide messenger RNA. RefSeq names its product D-amino-acid oxidase-like. Bases 99 to 1136 code for a protein of 345 amino acids. The record is from RefSeq and is a predicted model, not a curated record. The transcript is spliced from 11 exons. NCBI's taxonomy places the organism in Eukaryota, Metazoa, Chordata, Actinopteri, Scombriformes, Scombridae. Gene Ontology annotation, molecular function: FAD binding; D-amino-acid oxidase activity.